GUCAAAAACCUACCAUGCAGUACAAGCUCUUGUGGACGACAUCACCAUUUUCACCCCUUUCUUUCGUACUUUUUUGUUAGGUAUCCCCUGUUGGUCUCCUCUUGCGACACGAUCGUCUACUCUUGCUGAACGAUGGUGUUUUGGAGCUUCUUGGUGGGUUUCAACAAUAGAAGUAUUCAUACCGUACCACCAUGAAUAGUAUCGCUUUUUGUGACCACGCGACAGCACGUUAGGUCAGUGAUCGCAGUAAAACCGUAUGGUGUUGUACGUUUAUUCGUACAUACGAAGCGGUCAAAAUUGCAGCAUGCACUUUUCGGGACAAGCAAGAAUCAAAUCGGAAUACACAGAAGAUUGUUCGUUGUUGCUCUCGUGGCGCCAAGAGGUUGAAUCAAUUGAUAAUGUUACUUAACUAAAUUGUUCGUUUAUUUAGCAAUUGCCAUAACAAAAAGAAAUACUAGAAUUGACAACCUCUUGUUAUUUCAUGAGUACCUUAAACAAAUCAUAAUCCAAUAAACUGAAUUUUUAAUUGCAAUAAAGAAGAACCUCUUGUGUCUCUGUUUGAUACUGUGAAGAUGUUUACAGUAAGUCUUUUAAAAAUGAGACGCUCCACGUAAUGAUCUAUUUACUGACCUGCGGUUACCUUCGUACCGUAUCAUGUACGAGUGCUGGGGUGCGAAAAAUUAUUAUUACUGUAUGUUCGGUUUGAAGUACGUGCGAUACCGGCACGAGUACAGAUUCGUGCUUUUACUCGCGUUUCUCUUUCAAACGUGGAUGAUUUAAUUCCAAAAACUAACUCACCUUUUGCAAUUGCAACCCCGCCCCGUCCCCCCAAAGAAAGAAUAGAAGUGAAAAUGGGGGCUUGGGCCGUGAAAAGGGAUCAAGAGGCCCAGGAGCAGAUUUCAAUAACGGGUCACAUACAGACAUCAUAUCCACCACGCUCGAAAUGCUAUGAAUGAGGCAUACUAAUACUUAACGUAUCGUACCUCCAUAAAGUACCAUAGCAGGGGUUCGUACAGUCAGGACCCCUGCGUAAGUACAGUUUGGUACUAAUGUAUCGGACAACGGACCACAGCCAUGCGGCUCAUAACAAGACCGUGGUGGUGGUCCCUUGGAUUUCUACUACGUACGGCACCGUACCCUACGCUACGGCACUGCAUCAGAAGUACGAGGUACAAGUAGUGGAAUCAUCACCCGGUUUGUUGAAAUCGGCACUGACUGACCACAUCAACCUUUUUGUUCUUUCAAUCCAUCUAGGUGUAAGAAGAACGGCAGAAAAGCAUAUCAAUAGUGAUUGCUAAAAGGUUCUGCUAAAAGGUUCUGCUUCAGGGGAUCCGAGUUUCCUAUGAGCCAAGUCCGAAGCAAGGGGGUGAAGGGACAAAAACAGAUUCGAGUGGCAAACAUUAUUGAUUAUCGAAAAGCAACAGCACAUCGCAGCAAAGUUGUAGCUUAAUGGCAGAAGGAACAACUACGACGUCGGCAUCGGCGUCGUCAUCACGUCGGAAAACACGGCGGAAACGUAAUGGUGGAAAAAAGAACGAAACGUCGGCUCAGCAAAAAGGAGGAAAGGGUGGGUCUGCCAAAAGCGGAAACAAAAAGUCUGGUUCCGGUGGCAGCAAUAAUAAUAACAACAGCCCCCCUCCACCCCCUCAAAUCAAGAUCACGAUUCGCAACAUUCAGAAUUCCGAUAAAUUUGGCUCCGUCAAGUUGGUCUUGGAAGAAUUGGUCUCGAAAUUGAUUGAUUCUUGCGUUGAAAAGAAAGCCAACAACCAAUAUACCAUUGAAUUGGACCGCACCGCAGUCCGUCAUUUGAUUACAGAGGAAGAAAAGAUCGAAGAAUAUCGCAUGGAAUUUCUGAGAGGUCAAGAGAAUCAAAGACCUGAGACUGUAGAAGGAGGAGAUUGUGAUCCUGACGAGGAUGACGAAAAAGAGAAGACUGAAGAAAACAAGGAAGAAACACACAACGAUGAGGGAGCAAAUGGUUCUACCGUUGUGGAUGGGAAAGAAGGGGUAUCGGAAAAAAGAAACUGUGAUAAAUUAGACGUAAUCCUUGCCCCUAAGAUGGUCAGCAGUCUACCCACAAUCCUUGCUCGUCCACUUUAUGUUGUACCUCCGAGGAAGACGCGUCGCCGGGGUGAACGUGGGGGGACCGCCUGUGUUCUACUCAUCGGACCAAAGAUUGAACAAAAGAAAGUAGUCACCGCUAUGAAGGGAAAUGUUAAAGAAAACAGGCAGUCAGAUUCACCGUCGGAGCCUCAAUCCGAAGAUCAGAAGAAGCAAUCUGAUGCGGCAACUGUGAUGGAUGAUGAAAGCGGUUCUAUCGCAGCAGAUCAACAAGCAGCUGAAUGCGGAGGAGAUGCAACUACCGCCACUAAAGCUUUAACUGCCGCUCCCGAGACCCCAAUCAGUUAUCCGCGUGAACUCGCAAAGGGCCGGCUUUUGCUCUCAAAUGCCAUUAAGGCCUUGAUCGAAUUGGCAGCGGUCGAUUCGAAGACACAAGAAUUUGCCUUUUCCGGUUGUAUCGUAGAACAGAGUAUGAACGGUAAAACUUGGAAGAUGUUUCACAACAACAAUAGCCGCCCCGAUCGUAGAGACGGAACAAUUGAGGGUACUGCGGACUACAAGGAAUGGUUGGAGAACAUUGCCAAGCAAAAGGAGGAACUGAAAGCCCGCCCUAAACCAGCUCCUGGUGGUGGAGUCGCUGCUGCCAACACUACUACAGCUACCGGUGACGAAGUUGAAGAAGAUGGGCAAAUAUUAUCUUCGUUAGUGCAGCACCUCCGUGCGAAAAAGGAAGAAGCGAAACGGAAAAAGAACCAGAAAAAGAAGGAGGAAAAUAGCAAGGGUGGGAAAACGAAAGGCGAAGGAGGCCAGCCUGAGAACGGAAAGAAGAAGAAAAAGAAGCAAAGAAACUUAAAAUCACAUCCCCAGGAAGGCAAAAAGCCCGCUCUCACAACCAAGGCAGCUCGCAAAAAAGAGAAGCGCAAGAAACAAGUAAGAGCAAAGAAGAAACGCCUAGUCGAAGCCGCCAAAGUCGCGGCUGCCCCAAUGUCUGUGUUAAAGUCGACAACCUAGUGCAACAUUAAAGCCCGAUGAACUUGUGCUGACCCAUUCGGUAUUGAAAACAGAGAAUACAACAAAAAUGGCCGAGGCAAUCCUUGAGACGAGAGGGAACGGUCUUGACUACGUUGUACCAAUUCUGUUAAACUAGAAGCCGGACAUGAUCUUCCAUGAGUGACACGAGAUAAAGUAAUUAUUCCGAUGCAAGUCCCAAUCAAUCAUGACCCUUAACGAAUCAAGAACGAUUCGAAAAGGAGAGGGUGUUUUAUCCACCGACUAAUUCUUGACGCAAAGCAAAGACGAAGGAUACAAAAAUGAUUGUUCAAGAGCAUGCCCUGAACCCAAUCGUUUCCACUUAUUUGUUUUCCAUUUUUUUUAUCGAAAAAGGAGGGAGAGCAAAACCAUGAUAUUGUUAGCAUUUUAACUAACGUUACAACUGACAGGUUUCGAAUGGAGAUAAAUAAUUACUGUGAACCAAGAUCAAGAUUGAUGACUUCAACACGAGUCCAACCUUAUGUAGUUCAUCUUGCGCUAAAGAAGGUGCUUGUCAUUAGUAGGCUACACGUAAAAAAUAUUUUAUGACCAA
Pseudo-nitzschia multistriata is the source of this 3643-nucleotide messenger RNA. NCBI's taxonomy places the organism in Eukaryota, Bacillariophyta, Bacillariophyceae, Bacillariales, Bacillariaceae. The record is from the annotation of a GenBank genome assembly.